Molecule: messenger RNA, 561 nt
Organism: Tremella mesenterica DSM 1558
Lineage: Eukaryota; Fungi; Basidiomycota; Tremellomycetes; Tremellales; Tremellaceae
Exons: 1
Coding region: 1-561 (186 amino acids)
Source: RefSeq, a predicted model, not a curated record
AUGCUCGGAUUUGGUACCUUCCUACUUGACAUCCGAGAUUUGAGCGACCUACGGCCCAAUUACUAUUAUCUGGAUACCGAGAUCUACAAGACACUUCCUAACUGGAGCCUUUUAGUCCCACCAGCCGCCACAUCAGCAGAAGCAGCCAUCAGUGGAGAGGUAUGGGCGGCUACAUUGGCUAACUUUACUCAUAGUGACGCUGAAUCCACCAAUAUCCGACCUAUCAUAAGAGAAGAAGGUGAAUCACAAGAUGAAUGGAAUCACCGCAAUUUGCAUCCAGAAGAUCAUUGGACAAGUGAAAACCCGUGUGUCGUCGAAAGACUGCAAAAGUCGUUCAAACAGGUACUGGAUGGUGAUGGGCGCUGGCCCGGAAGAGUAGCAGAGGUGGAAUGCCAUCAACAGUAUUGUGAGGUCCCUCUUGGCAAAAGCACUAUCAAAUUCAUCUUUGAUCCUUGUCUCUCCUUGGAUGAGGUUGGUAAUUUUUACACUGCCCAGCACAACAAAGAGCCCCCGUCUACAGAGGGAUUAUAUCCUGAUGAUGAUGAUUUAUUUGAGGACUAA